AUGGUGACAUUACCAUCAGUUGAAGAACCCAUAAAUAAUGGGUCUAAAGCUCUGCAUACCAACUCUGAGAGAAAAUGCAGCGUAGCUGAGACCUAUAACGCCAAGAAUAUAACUUUGGCGUUUGUGCUUAGAACCAAGGUACACGGGCUGAAGUAUGUUUUUGCCCCUGAUAAAUCAAGGGCUCGGCGCUUGUUCUGGCUUUUGGCCAUUUUUGUCUGCUUGGGGCUUCUGUUCACGUGGUCAUGGAACCGUGUGCUCUAUCUUCUCUCCUACCCUGCCGUGACAAAAAUCUACAUGGUUUGGGCGCACAACAUGACAUUUCCAGCCAUCACACUGUGCAACCAGAAUCUCUUUCGCGUGUCCAGCCUCACUAAAGCGGACCUCUACUACAGCGGCUAUUGGAUGGACAUCAUGCAUCUUAACCACUCAAUGAACAAGCAGAGUGUGGCUAUGCUUAAGCACAGUCGCCACAGGGAGAGGAUGAUGCAGCUGCUGGACUUCUCCGACUACAGACCAUCUGCCCACUACGAGCAGAACACCACAGAGAUGAUCAGCAGACUGGGCCACCAAUUGGAGGACAUGCUUCUGGAGUGUAGGUUCAGAGGGGAAAACUGCACUUACAAGAACUUCACUACAAUUUAUACAAGAUAUGGCAAAUGCUACACUUUUAACUCAGGCUUGGAUGGCAACCCUUUGCUGACGACAUUAAAAGGUGGCACAGGCAAUGGGCUGGAGAUAAUGCUGGAUAUUCAGCAAGAUGAAUACCUGCCAGUGUGGGGAGACACAGACGAAACCUCGUAUGAAGCAGGCAUCAAAGUUCAGAUCCACAGCCAGGAUGAGCCACCCUUCAUAGACCAGCUGGGAUUUGGUGUGGCCCCUGGUUUUCAAACUUUUGUGUCUUGUCAGCAGCAACUGCUUCAGUAUCUUCCGCCGCCCUGGGGCGACUGCAGGUCCGCUCCCAUGGACUCAGAGUACUUCUCCACUUAUAGCAUAACAGCCUGUCGCAUUGACUGUGAAACCCGCUAUCUGCUCGAGAACUGCAACUGUAGGAUGGUUCACAUGCCAGGUACCUCCACAGUGUGCACACCAGAGCAGUAUAAGGACUGUGCAGACCCUGCCUUGGAUUUUCUCGUCGAGAAAGACAACGAUUACUGCGUGUGUCAGACACCUUGCAACAUGACCCGAUAUGGCAAGGAGCUUUCAAUGGUGAAAAUACCCAGCAAAGCUUCUGCCAAAUACCUGGCCAAGAAGUUCAACAAAACAGAACAAUACAUUGGAGACAACAUAUUAGUUCUUGAUAUCUUUUUUGAGGCUCUGAACUAUGAAAAGAUUGAGCAGAAGAAAGCAUACGAAGUGGCUGGACUACUUGGUGACAUUGGUGGACAGAUGGGUCUGUUUAUAGGAGCCAGUGUUCUGACAAUACUGGAAAUAUUUGACUACUUGUACGAGGUAUUUAAGGACAAAGUAUUGGGCUACUUCCUGCGCAAGGGACGGCCACGCCGGAGCGCAAGCGAUAAUCUGGACUACCCCGAGAACCCCACCAGCCCUGCUGUCACGCCUAAUCAUGUCCCCAGCUUUCAUGACGGAGAUGAUGUUUUGCACAAGUUCAGAGCACAUGUGACACACUCCGGAGUCACUCGGACAGCCUCGGAUUCGCGCCGAACAUGCUACCUAGUCACCCGACUGUAGGCAACUUCGAGGAGUUUGCUUGUUGAUGAUGCAGGAGGCGGGGCGUGAAGAGGACAAUUAGGGUUUGACAGCAAACUGUGAUAUAACUUGUAUACUCCAAACUAUGUGUAAGUCCACAACACAGUACAUGAUGACUAGCUCAGUAAGUCAGUAAAUAAACGCCUGAAUAGACACCAAUCUCACCAUAAAGUACAAAUAGGCAACACUUCCAAAACAAUACUCAGGUUUUAUUAGCAUAACUCAGUCAUCUUGAUGCCACCUGUUUGUUUCAUGUUGUGAAAAUGCUAGUAAACUGUUAUCAAAGAUUUAAAAAAAAAAACAAGCCAGAGACUCAGAGAGCCUCUUUAGGCUUUCAGUGAUUUUUGUGAACCAAAAAGCAUCAUUUGAAAACCGCCAUUGAGAGUAAACUGAACAACAAGGCACACAAUUGCACAAAAAAGUUGGAGAAGGUAAACUGGCGGCGACAUUUACAUCCGUCAACAAGUAGGAGUUUUUACUGUCAUGUGCUCAACAGGCCUCAUUGAAUUUCUCUUUAUGGUAGUGCUCAUAAGAAUUUCAAGAAGUCCAAAUCAUCCAAAAUGUUUAUCUCUGUUUACAUUACAUGUAUAUAAGUGCAAUAAUAUGCAUAAUGUGUUAGAAUAACAAAUGUAUUACCCUCACGUCUUAAGUAAUAGUUGUCAGGAGGAAAGAAAGAAAGAAAGAAAGACAGAGAUCUGGUUCUGGUUCUUUGCGUCAGCUGUAUUUUACAUUUGAUAAGCAUUGUAUUUCUGUUUGUCUGUUUAUUUCUAUGACCUAUAUAUUCUGGUAUUAUGAAAUACAGAUGAGACUUAAAAUUUGCAGUUUGUCAUACAUUUGUGUGGGUAGUCUGAAAGAUCCAGGUUUUAGCUCAUCAAGCACCUCUGUGUGAAACACUCUCUUUCAACGAUGGCCCGAUGACAAAUACAUCCAAAGCUGCCCCAACCAAACCUGUGAAUAAAGCAGCAGUUUUUAGAAUUUAUGGUUUGCUAACUCAUCUGUCCCUCAGUCAGCUGUGAGUGAGUGAGUAAUGGCAGACGGCUGAUUUACUGGCUGUGUUUAUUAAAAGGCAUAUCAGUGACAGGAUAUAAAGCAAAGAUUGCAGUUGAACAGUGAUUUAUAAAAUAUACGCCUAAUUCCUUUGGAAUUGCUUCAGUCCUAAUCUGUUCCUUGCAGCUUUCACAGAUCAGCGUUCAAGGCUCACCUAGCAUAUACAUUUGUGGUGAAUUCUGGAAUUUACUGCAAACGUCUUCCUUUCUUCCCUGCAUGCACACCUCAUCACCUGCACACAGAAAGCUUGAUGGCCUGCCACAUGCUCAGAGCGUAGCAAUAGAGUGAGGGAUGGUAUCACAAAACAUUCACCCUCAUUUAAUUUUGCUUCUGCGUUCCGCUACACUGUAUAAUUGCAUUGUUUUAUAUCAAUUACAAAGGGAUUUCUAGCACAUGUUAUCCAUAUUUUAAAACAGUUGGUUGUGAAGUGUAAAUCAACCUAUAUAAUAAACAAUAUAUUUAAUCAUCUCUUAA
This is a messenger RNA of Colossoma macropomum (tambaqui), 3228 nucleotides long. It is a transcript of the gene asic1c, whose product is annotated as acid-sensing (proton-gated) ion channel 1c. Gene Ontology annotation, biological process: sodium ion transmembrane transport. The transcript has 12 exons. The coding region runs from base 1 to 1689 and encodes 562 amino acids. Gene Ontology annotation, cellular component: membrane. Lineage: Eukaryota; Metazoa; Chordata; Actinopteri; Characiformes; Serrasalmidae. The record is from RefSeq and is a predicted model, not a curated record.